Aplosporella prunicola CBS 121167 is the source of this 1719-nucleotide messenger RNA. RefSeq lists its product as uncharacterized. Gene Ontology annotation, biological process: maturation of 5.8S rRNA; maturation of LSU-rRNA. NCBI's taxonomy places the organism in Eukaryota, Fungi, Ascomycota, Dothideomycetes, Botryosphaeriales, Aplosporellaceae. Gene Ontology annotation, molecular function: endonuclease activity. The transcript has 5 exons. The record is from RefSeq and is a predicted model, not a curated record. The coding region runs from base 86 to 1636 and encodes 516 amino acids. Gene Ontology annotation, cellular component: preribosome, large subunit precursor; Las1 complex.
GCGCAGAGCAAAGAACACCGCCCCGCCCGCCUCGUUCAACCCGCUGCCCGCUCUUCGACGUGCUCGUCGCGCUGCUAAUUAAGGCAUGCCGCGCUUCCUCGUGACUCCGUGGCGCGAUGGCGCCGAGCUGCUGCGCGUGCGCGACUGGCUGUACCACCGGCACGAUGGCCACGACGACCGCCGCCUGCAGGCGGUGAACAUGGUGACGGCGUGGAAGCGGCGCGCGACGCUGCCGCAUGCGAUUGACUCGACCGCGUCGCUGGUGGAUGCUGUUCGCCUGGAUGAGAUGGCCGGGACGUCGGCGCUGGCGGUCAGGAACGCGUAUUCUGCUGCUUUCAACAGAUUCGUAACAGGCUUCUGCGACACGGUCCAGCACUCCUUCCGCAAACUCUCCAUGUACGACAUGGCAGCCGCCCUCUCCAUGCCCAGCAGCUUCGUCGAACUCCGCCACGAAGCCACGCACGAAGAGCUGCCGUCGCUGCGGCGCCUCCGCCGCGCCACCCAGCACGCCCUCGCCUGGCUGUGGGAGCACUAUUGGCAGAAGCUGGACGCCGUUGUGCUGCCCCCGAAAGAGCAGCCGAAAGAGCAGCAGCGCAGUGCUGGCGAUGGCCUUGGUGCCGCUGACCAUGUCUGCGCGGCCCUGAAGGCGUAUCUCAGUGCUCGCCGCCAGGAGAUCAAGGCCGUGGGCGCCGCGGCAGCGAAAUCAGCCACCUCGACUGCGGCACUGCAGUUCGCGAGCGUGCUGUUAAGCCCUCAGCAGCAGCAGAAAAAGAAGAAGUCGAAGCGGCUGCCUGACGUGGAUGCACUUGCAACAGCACUGGCAGACGUGCUGGUGGGCGAGCGUCUGCUCGUGCCUUCUGACUAUGCCCCCAACGCCCCCCUCUCCGGCGCCCACCUCGUGUGGGACCCCCUGCUACAGCGCCUCCGCGCGCCGCUGCCCCCGCUCAUGCACGCACUAACGACGCGAAUGGCCGCCGCGCUCGCAGCGCCCUCACCCAUCGGCACAGUCCCGAAAGAAGACGGGACGAUGGCAGGGCUGCUAGGCUGGCUGCUCGACUUCCUUUCUCCACCCACCUCUUCAUCCCCUUCUUCCUCGUCCACUUCCUCUAACAACGACAACGAAGACGAAGACGAAGACGAAGACGAAGGUGAAGAAGAGGCGGAAGAGCAAUAUUUCCCCACCGCCUCCGCCCGCCGCAAUGCCAGAGACGCGGCUAUGCGCGUCGCCAUGCUCCAGCCCGGCCGCUUCUGGUGUCGUAGGCUUGCGCGUGCGCUGCUGAGGGCUGGGGAGGACGAGUUCCAGGAUGCGUGGUUGCCGGUUUUUGAGGCGGCGGCGGCGGCUGAGAAGGGGAAGGCGGUGGAGGGGGGAGCGGAGGAGGGGGUGGGGGAGGGGGUAGCUGAGGCGAAGGAGAGGGAGAGGGAGGUGGAGGGGAAGGAGGAGGAAGAGGAUGAGAUGGUGGUGGAGGAGGGGGAGGACGCGAUGGACAUCGACGCAGCCCCAACCGCAGCCUCAGCCACAGCAACAGCACCCUCCUCCCCACCCCCACCCGCAAGCACGCGCUUCCGCGCCCGCGCCGGCUGGGCAAAAUGGCAGGGCGACUGGCACGCCACGCCUAUUGGCGUCGUGCCGUCGUAGAGAAACUGCAUUAGGCACUAUUAUAGAAACGGAAGGGAAGGGAAGGAACGUAGCGCUAGGUAGGUUUAGGUAUACCGCAAACA